AUUUUAGUGAUCUACACAUAUUUUAACUGGUACACUAUAUCCAUGAACGGUUGGAGGAGGCACAAGUCAUCGUAAUACAUGGUAAUAAGCUGAAAUUCAGCAGGGAAAAACGUUUUUAUGCCAAUCUUGCCUGACAAAAUGGCGCCCGUGGUGAAAAAUUCAACAAAUGUGAAAACAAAUACAGCCUCAAAGUCAACAAAGAAGGACAAAACUGUAACUAAAAUCAAAACUGGUCAAAUAUUGAAGCACACAGUUGCUCAAUCUCCGAAGGUUUACCACGCAAUGGAAGCUGUACUCAGGGAUGCCAGUCCGUGCAGAGGGGCUCACCCUCGGCAAGGACAGGCUUCCCCGGGUACACCCAUGGCGUUGGAGGCCGAGGGUGGGUCAUGUUGUUUCAGGUCUGAUGCUACUGAUCUUGAUACGUCUGAUGUCAUCAAAGUUGUCCACGACCCAUCAGCAAGCAACAGGCAGAGCCCCCUGCCUAACCAUGAACAAUCAAUGCCAGCUUCUGAGCUUCGACAGAUGUUCACCUUUAUAAAGGACUCAAUCAGUGAUAUUCGUAAUAAUGUUGCUGACAUACGACAGGAAAUGGCUGCUCAGGAGACUCGUAUUUUACAUCAAAUGGAUGCUAAGAUAGAAAAGACACAUGUUGAUUUGAGAUCAGAACUUGUAUCUGCUACGUCCACUUUACAGACAAGAAUAUCGACAAUUGAGCAAACACUGUCAAAUAACGAUGGCAUCUGUGAUGAUCUUUGCUCAAUAAUUGUGAAAAAUCUUGUAGAGUCUGAUACAACCAGUGAUGAGGCUCAAGUAAAAGAUCUGUUCAGUAAUGGACUUGGCUUAAAGGACAUAAAUAUAAACCAUGUAUCCAGGAAAACAAAAAUGCCAGGAUCAAGAUAUCCAGGAAUUGUCACAGCUAAAGUCAAAAAAGAUGACAAACUAAAUAUUAUGAAAACAAAAAGGACCCUAAAAAAUUCUGGAAAAUAUUCCAAAGUGUAUAUCGAGGACUAUAUGUCUCCAUCUGAAAAAAAAGUAAAUGACAAUAUUCGAAAAAUACUCAAAGUUACUGGGAACGAUAAACAUUUUAGUAUGGUGAAUGGAAGGCUCUUAGAGAAACGUGCAUAG
Owenia fusiformis is the source of this 1125-nucleotide messenger RNA. Lineage: Eukaryota; Metazoa; Annelida; Polychaeta; Sabellida; Oweniidae. The record is from the annotation of a GenBank genome assembly.